AUGGCUAACUCAGUAUAUUUUUUUGAAAAUGGGCUCAGAAAGGUUUAUCCUUACUAUUUUGCAUUCAAUACUCACGUUAAGACAAGGUGGAUGGAUAAAACCCUUCUAGAAGUUUUUUCGAAUGAAUUGGGACAAAAUCCAGAGUUGAUAAAACAGAAUAUUAAAGAUCAUUUAUUGUACAUAAUAAGCGAUUACGGGAAGAAGAAUGGCUCGAUCGUAGUAAAGGGCUGGAAUGCCUUGGAAAAGAGAAAGUUGAAUGUACAUGAUGUCAUAUAUAACUCAAAGCACAUGCAUGAACCUAGUGUUCCACAUUCUCCAAUUUCUUCAAGUAAACUAGAGGCGAGUCUAAAUCAGUUUAAAACUAGCAUACCAAUCGUACAUGAGAACACUGAUCUAAUAGUGGUCGAUAAACCAUCAGGUAUUGCAACACAUCCGACUGGAUCUUAUAGAUAUAAUUCCAUCACUGAGAUUUUAAAAUACGACCUAGAAUUCGAUAAUAUUUGGCCCUGUCACAGGUUGGAUAAAUGUACCUCAGGAAUUUUGAUCUUAGCUAAAACUAAAUUAGCUGCUGGAAAAUUUCUGAAACUAGUGAAAGAGAAGGAAGGAAAUAUCAGCAAGGAAUACAUAGCUCGAGUAGAGGGCAACUUUCCAGACGGCAAAGUUACAGUCAAUUGUCCAAUUUUCUCGUUAAACACCGGUGGCUACUUGAUGCAAUCAAAUAUUGAAAAGUUACCAGUAAAUUCUUGCACAAAAUUUACAAAGAUACGCUAUGACUCGCAAAGAAAACAAAGUAUUGUGAUAUGUCAACCUUUGACGGGAAGAAUGCAUCAAAUUAGAAUUCAUUUGCGGAAUAUGGGACAUCCUAUAGUAAAUGAUUUUCUAUAUAAUUAUUUAAGUAAAGAUUUGGAUGACAUCAGAAAACUCAAAAAUGAAAUUGAGAUAGAAUUAUAUCAAAGAAUAUUCCUUAAGUUUUCGGCGUUUUCGAAUUUUCGAGAUGAACCUAACGUUAAUGAUGUGGCAUUUAUCAAUAUCUUGGAGCUUACCAAAUUUUAUGAGGAUCUAGUAAUUCGAUCGAAAAUUGAAGCCCUAAGAAACCUAAGAAAAACCUUUAUCAAAACUCUUAAAACAGAGUUCAACCAAAAAUGCACAGAAUGUGGGAGUGAUUUAUUCGACAGAGAUAGUGAUGCAUGUCUGACCAUCUAUUUGCACGCGUAUAAGUACUCAAGCCCUCUGAAUCGCUCUUUAUCAUUUGAGACCAAUAUGCCUCACUGGUGUUUAGAGUGA
Messenger RNA from Priceomyces carsonii, 1284 nucleotides. RefSeq lists its product as uncharacterized. NCBI's taxonomy places the organism in Eukaryota, Fungi, Ascomycota, Pichiomycetes, Serinales, Debaryomycetaceae. Gene Ontology annotation, molecular function: RNA binding; pseudouridine synthase activity. The transcript has a single exon. The coding region runs from base 1 to 1284 and encodes 427 amino acids. Gene Ontology annotation, biological process: enzyme-directed rRNA pseudouridine synthesis. The record is from RefSeq and is a predicted model, not a curated record.